This is a messenger RNA of Trichoderma atroviride IMI 206040, 728 nucleotides long. NCBI's taxonomy places the organism in Eukaryota, Fungi, Ascomycota, Sordariomycetes, Hypocreales, Hypocreaceae. The record is from RefSeq and is a predicted model, not a curated record.
CCGUCGGGUUUCGGCGAGAGGCCUUUACCGAUGACCAGCUCGCCAAGUUGUCGCCGUUUAUUGGCGACUUCAUCGCUGACGACCUGUCCCUUUUCAUGGCCACGUACUACAUGUACUUCCCAUUCCUUGCCUGCGAGGUCAAGUGCAGUGCCACCGCGCUGGAUGUUGCGGACCGCCAGAACGCUCAUACCAUGGCGCUGGCCGCAAGGGGCAUCGUCGAACUCUUCCGUCUUGUGAAGCGCGAGGACGAGAUUAACAGCCAGAUACUUUCCUUUUCCAUCUCACACGACCAUUGCUCAGUUAGGAUAUACGGCUACUAUCCAGUUAUUAAUGGAGCAGAAACCAAAUACCAUCGCCACCCGAUUCACAGUUUCGACUUUACAACACUGGACGGAAAAGACAAGUGGACCGCGUACCGGUUUACCAAAAAUAUAUAUGACGUCUGGAUGCCGGAACAUUUCAAGAAGAUCUGCUCAGCCAUUGACCAGCUGCCAAAUGAUGUCUUGGCGCUCUCUGAGUCAACUGACGUCUGUUAGGAUUUAUAGCAAUAGUAGCAAUAGUAGCAAUAGUAGCAAUAGUAGCAAUAGUAGCAAUAGUAGCAAUAGUAGCAAUAGUAGCAAUAGUAGCAAUAGUAGCAAUAGUAGCAAUAGUAGAGGAGUAAUAGUAAUAGCUAUAGCCUACGUAGGCUACAUAUGGAUUGCUAAAUAACAGAUUUAGGAUGCUGGAUA